UAUAAUAAUAAAAUUGUUUUAUGUUUUGUUGUUUAAUAUCGUGAAUUGAACAAAUUUACAAAAUGAGAUUUUAAAAAGAAUUAAGAUGACAAGACUUUUUUGUAGUGACAAUUUGUAAUAAUUUCUGUUCUGUCAUUUUUAAAACGACGUAACAAUGGAAACCGUUUUUAUGAAACCAGUGCAACCACACGUGUUUAAAGCUUUGAAAGAUGUUGAUAUACCGACUUUGGUUAAGUGCUCCUCUGAUGAAAUAAGACCUAUAAUACCAUGUCUUGUUCGUAUGGCUCUGAUAGCUCCACUGGACGUAACAAAAUACUGUGCGGAGGCAAAGAAAGACAUACUGACUCUGUUAUCAGGCAUUGACUUGGUAAAUUUUAUAGUGUCUCUCCUCUCCAUCGAAUUUCAUGCACUUGAAGUAGAUCUAAAAAAAGAACAGCAAAUGCGACAAAAAAGUGGUUCACAAAGUACAGAAUCUUUUUUAAUUCAAAAUAUUGUUAAUGGCAUAGCAAAUGAUUUUGAGCAGUCAGACUCAGCAAGGAGAGUUCGUCUUGUUCUGUCGGAGUUGUUACAAAUGCAAGCACAAUUAUCUGAGUAUAACCAAAAUAAAAACUCUAAUGUUGAAUCUUCUGUGAAGCCAUCAGAACUCUUUGAUAAUGAAGUUUACCUUGAAGAAAUUACAGAUGUCAUUUGUAUUAGUCUUGCAGAAUUGCCAAAUUUGCUGAAUAUUUGUGAAAUUGUUGAAGUUUUAUUAUAUGUUAAUAAAGGCCCUAUAAUUAUUUCUUGGGUUGUAGCAAAUAUGCCAGAUACUUUACUAGAAGUGGCUGACUCACUUGUGAUUAAUGCUGAGAGAAGUGAGGAAGGUGGUAUUCGAGCCAAGGCUCUUUCUACAUUAUGUGAUGCCUGUCCAUAUAUUGCUGCAGCUGUAAGAGCAAAAGCCGUUUCUUCUUCACGAUUACCAUCUUUAGUAAUCAAUCUAACUUUAACCCAUCAUUCAGAAGACCUGGUUUCUUUUAUAUCUGGACUUUUAUUAGGUUCAGACCAAACUUCGAGAGCAUGGUUUGCAACAUUUUUGCGUAAUUCUCAUAAGAGGGGAAAAGGUGAUGGUAACACCACAUUGGUGAAAUUACGUCAAGAAUUGUUAAAUAGACUUAAAGAAGCAGCUGCCGGAGUAGAUGCUUCUGCCUUACUGAGAUUGUAUUGUGCUCUCAGAGGCAUAGCAGGAAUUAAAUUUCAAGAUGAUGAAGUAUCUGGAUUAUUAAGAUUAGUCACCCAAAAGCCUCCUCCAACUCCUGCGGGAGUACGAUUUGUUUCUUUAAGUCUUUGUAUGAUUUUGGCUUGUCCAUCUCUUAUGGCUGCUCCUGAACAUGAAAAAAAGGCUAUUGAGUGGGUACAAUGGCUUGUUAAAGAGGAAGCAUAUUUUGAAAGUAAUUCUGGAGUUACUGCUUCGUUUGGAGAAAUGUUACUUUUGAUUGCAAUUCAUUUUCACUCUGGACAAUUAGCAGCUGUAGGUGAAUUGGUAUGUGCAACUCUUGGAAUGCGUGUGCCCGUUCGCCCUAAUGGUUUAGCUCGUAUAAAACAAGCAUUUACGCAAGAAAUAUUUACAGAACAGGUUGUAACUGCACAUGCUGUAAAAGUACCAGUUACGGCUAAUUUAAACAGUAAUAUCUCCGGAUAUUUGCCUGUGCAUUGCAUCCACCAAUUGCUUAAAUCUCGAGCCUUUUCUAAACACAAAGUGCCCAUAAAGAACUGGAUAUACAGUCAAAUUUGUAAUUGUAUAGCUCCUCUACAUCCCGUUAUGCCGGCACUUGUAGAAGUUUAUGUUAACUCUAUUCUUGUUAUUAAUAACAAAGGAACCAAUGAAUACUUUAAUAAGCCUAUAACAGAAGAAGAAAUUCGAAGAGUAUUUAGAAAUUCAAUUUUUGGUGUUAACUUUGAUUCCCAUAAUAAGCAAUUUACCCCUAUGGAGACUGAUGGAGAAUUAUCUGUUGAAAUAAAUAUAGAAAAACCAACAUUAGCAUCACAAUUGUUACUGAUAUAUUAUCUUCUGCUUUAUGAGGAUGUAAGAUUAGCAAACUCUGCAACGCUUAUUGCUAAUGGUAGAAGAAUAAAAAGUUAUUCAACUGCUUUUCUUUCUGAAUUGCCUAUUAAAUAUUUAUUGCAUCAAGCUCAAAAAGAUCAGAUGAGCUAUGGUGGGCUUUUCAGUCCAUUACUUCGUUUGUUGGCUACACACUUUCCACAACUAUCUCUUGUGGACGACUGGAUGGAUGACCAAGUUUUUGGAGAUACAUGUCGUCAUCAAAUUGCCAUAAACAUUUCAGAUACAUCAAUAGAUGAAGCAUUUCAAUGCAUAGAGGAAAAUCCGUACAAAACAGGAAAAAUCCUAAAAGCUAUGCUUAAUAAAAAUCCUACCGAUAUUUGGCCAUUUGCAGAAAUAUUUGUCAGAUAUAUAAGAAGUGUGCUUGGUGAUCAAGUUCCAAGACAUAUUCAGGAAUUAUACCGUGAGGUUUGGCUUAGACUCAACACAGUUUUACCAAGGUGCUUAUGGAUUAUGACUAUCAAUGCAUUGCUUGAUAUCAAUAAUGGCAAUAUAAAAAAUGUUACAAUAACACAAGAAAAUGUUUUGGUAGACCCUUUGCAAGUUUUACGUUGCGACAUUAGAGUAUUUAGAUGUGGACCUAUAUUAAAAAUAAUACUCCGAAUUUUAGAGGCAAGUUUAGCAGCUUCUAGAAGUCAAUUAAGUCGUCAUUUAUUGGACAAGCCACUUCUUGAAAAAAGUGGUCAACUAACCUCAGAUUCGGAAAGAGAAGAGUUAAAAAAUGCUCUAGUCGCUGCCCAGGAAAGUGCUGCACUUCAAAUUUUAUUAGAAGCCUGCUUAGAAACAGAUGAAGACCAAACUAAGCCAGAACUUAUGUGGUCAUUAAGAGAGGUCAGAAGCAUAAUUUGUUCUUUUUUACAUCAAAUAUUUAUAGCAGAACCAUCAUUGGCCAAACUCGUACAUUUUCAAGGAUACCCACGAGAAUUAAUACAAGUUACAGUACAAGGUAUACCCUCUAUGCACAUUUGCCUUGACUUCAUACCAGAAUUGUUAAGUCAAGCUUCACUUGAAAAGCAAAUAUUUGCAGUGGAUUUAGUGUCACAUUUGUCAAUACAGUAUGCAUUACCAAAAGCGAUGUCAAUUGCAAGAUUAUGUGUGAACACGCUUUCUACACUGCUAUCUGUCUUGCCGAGUGAUUUGCGUCUCGAACUAUUCCAGCCGGUUUUAAAAUCAUUUGUUAGAAUUUGUACAGCAUUCCCUUCCCUCCUAGAAGAUAUCACAUCCUUAUUACUGCAACUGGGAAGAAUAUGUGAAUCUCAAGUUUCAUUGGGUCACUGUUGGAAUGACACGAACAUAUUAGGCGAAGGUGCUUACGUAGCUUCUGACGUUCAAAGUGACAGCAAAGUUUUAGUAGCAGAAGUCCUAUGUCGAGACAUUAAAGUAACUAUGUCAGAAAUAAUACAGAAGGCUCUUUUAAACGAUAAGCUUUAUUAGAAGUAUUGCAAGAUCCUAUUAUAUUAGUAUGAAAUUAACUAUAUAUUGAAAUGAUUAUUCUGUUAAUAUAAUCAUCAUAGAAGGGUAAUAUUUUAUAAAAGUUAGUUUUAAAGACAUAGAUCCCCCAUAGUAUAUACCUAAUUAUGUUUACGGUAGAAUUUUGGUUGUUAUUGUGCAAAAUAUAACGUAAACAUUAAAUCAAUAUAAAUAUGUAGUUUUCUUGGUUGUAAUUAGCAGAAAAUUAAUAUUUUUUAUGGCAUUUUCUGAAAACAAAAUAUUUAAUAAUAGCUAUUACUUUAUGUUUUAAAAAUUUACGUUUCUUUUUUUAAACAUAUAAUUUAAAUGUUUGUAAAUUUAAAAAGUAGUUAUACUUUCUUUAAAAUCUAAUAGAUGAUAUUUAUUCAAACAAUAAUUCUUAUAAGCGACAAACAGCAAACAGGGUAAGUACCACCCACUCAUCAGAUAUUCUACCGCAAAACAGUACUUAAUAUUGUUGUGUUCCGGUUUAAUGGGUGAGUGAGCCAGUGUAAUUACAGGCACAAGGGACAUAAAAUCUUAGUUCCCAAUGUUGGUGGUGCAUUGGACAUGUAAGCGAUGGUUGACAUUUCUUAAAAUGCCAAUGUCUAAGGGCGUUGGUGACCACUUACCAUCAGGUGGCCUAUAUGCUCGUCCGCCUUCCUAUUCUAUAAAAAAAAAAAAGACUGCAUGUUCGAAAUAAAACUAAUAACAUAAUUUUCUACUUUAACAAUUUUUUGAUAAA
Molecule: messenger RNA, 4289 nt
Organism: Nymphalis io (European peacock)
Lineage: Eukaryota; Metazoa; Arthropoda; Insecta; Lepidoptera; Nymphalidae
Gene: IntS2
Product: integrator complex subunit 2
Exons: 7
Coding region: 155-3529 (1124 amino acids)
Biological process (GO): snRNA 3'-end processing
Cellular component (GO): integrator complex
Source: RefSeq, a predicted model, not a curated record